AUCAUAAUUAGUACAUACACAGCCUUUAUUGUGUAACCUUAUGUCUGCCAAUUAUGGACAAUAAACAAACGUGAGCAGACAAAUAAAUAAUGAUCCCGUGUCACCUUGAGAAAUUGACAAGCGUGUAUAGUAUCAGUAAGUAAAGCGAUAAAAUGACCCGGAUUUACAGAUAUAAAUAGAAUCGGUUUACCUUACGCUUGGAUAACAUCAAUACCUUAUCGGUGAACAAGCAAAAUGUUAAGGAUAUUGUAUUAUUAGUUGUAACAGCAGAUGGCAAAAUUUGUGUCACUUAAAAGAAGUAAAAGUGAGCAGGAUUUAAACGAUUCGCCAACAUCGGAGGAGAAAACACACAAUGGGAUUAAACUUCUGGUUCAGUUAGCUGAGGGCGACCUCCCGGUACUCGAAUUUCUGAACGACUAUAUACAAGACUUUUUAGACGGCAGUUAUCAUGGAAACACGGAAUUUUACCUGCGAUCUCAUCAAUUUGUCUCACAACUGGAGCAGUUUUACCGCGAAAAGAACUCCCAGUGCCCAUAUUAUCUUAUAUCCUUUUUCCGGCACAUCAUUACUCUUGUAUCAGAAACGUUGUUUCUUUCUGCGUCAAGUGACGUUUGUAAAGUUGCUGUAGACUCAGUCGUGGUUACUUCACCCAGGGUCAAGGUCAGAUUACGAGAUUUACGAGCAAACGUUGCUGAAAUUCAGGACUUGACUAUUAAACUAGAAAUUGAUAUAAUUAGGCAUUUAAAAGAUAGUAAAAACUUUCAUUUAAACAAAUUUGAUUCAAAAGCUGUGAUAACUCAAACUGAGCAAAUAUGGCGGUUACUUCGACGAUGUGAGACACCGAUGAAGGACGUUACCAUGGCAGUAGAAAAGAAAGCGCUCGCUGACAGGGGUUUCUUUCAGAAAGCGUCUUUGGGGAUAGGGGCAGUUUGUGCAGGUCGUUUCUUGUGGUCGUUAUGGCAAGGUGAGGACCAAGAACAACUAAUAAACGCAGCUUUGUGGUCGGUUGGUACGGGUGUUUCUGGUGCAGUUUUACAGAUACCACGAGCACGUGCAGAUAGAAUCCUAGAAGAACUGGCACGACAGAAAGGAAAGAAAGAAGACUUGCAGGACAUACUUAAACAUUGGCUUAUAGAAUCAGAUGGUCUUUGUGCAAAGUUGGUCCUUUACUCUUCUUUUAGCGGAAAGUAAUUCUAACACGAAAAUUGACUGAGAAAUUGAAGCUUAUUUAUUAACACGCAUUUAUAUCAUUUCAAUGUUCUUAUUAACUUAUUGUAUUUUUCUGAUAUAUAAUAUAGUAUUUGAAUGAAAUGAUAUUGUAACAAUUUUCUUGCCAUAAAGUUCAGUGGAAUCCAUCAAUGGCCAUUUGUUAUUUCCCUUUUUAUUGCUUUGUGAACUUCACUCAAUGUAGUGCACACUGACUUUAAUGUGAAACAUAUUUCGGUAACAAAUAUACAUGUUCGACUGUUUUUUUUUAACUUUUUUUUAUUAAUAUUGGGUGUGUUUUUUUUUAUUUCUAAUAUAUUGCAUAGAUAAGAAUAGAAACAAGGUGUUAUGGGUUUUUUUGUAAGGGUAUCUAUAAUGAAUGUAUUAUUUUUAAAAGAAAACUGUUUUAUUUAAAAAUGAAAUGUCACGGUUCAGAACUGUUCACUAAUUAGGGGAGAAGAUGUGUAAGCGGCCGGAUAGCUCAGUCGUUAGAGCCGCGGAACGGUAUUCCGAAAAUCCCGGGUUCGAGUCCUGGUCAGGCUGCACAUUUUUCUCACCCUGUGACAGAAAUAUUGUCAUAAGUCAUUUACGGGUUUAUAUAGUUCGAAGUGUAAUAUUUCCUAAAGAAAGAUAUGGCAGACGAUAAGAUUUUAGGAUUUCUUGACGGGUUGUACUCGGUGUCUGACUGGUUAGUGUUUCUUACUUGGAAACGCUCUUCUUCUCACCGCCAUUGGUUAUGAUUUCGUUAGGGACUUUUCGGUUUUGUAUCAUGUAAGUAAGCUGGAUUUUUAAGAGAGUAAUUCUUAAAUGUGGCACAAAGGGACACAACUUGUGUCUUUUUCAUCCAGUGAUGUUGCAAGUUCGAUAUAAGACUAUUACUGCGUUCAUGCUGAUGAAGUCUAAAGCCCGGUCCGAAACAGUCUUUCAUGCACUCUUUUAUUAUUAGAAAAGAAACAUUUGUUCGUCAAAUUAUGUCAUUCUUUUCGGUAAUGUUAAAUGAAUGCUUUAUUGAAAACUUAUUUAUGCAUGUACUACAUUACUCUACCCUUUCUUGUAUAUCAUAAUAUUUGUUAGACGAUUGUUUGCCAUUGUAAGGUCAGUACAUAAAAAAUUGUUAAUGGGAGCUUAAGUAAGCAAGCACGCUGGAAAAAAAUCCUAUAUUUUUAGCGUUUUCUUUCAUCCAAAGCAUUCUUUUAGGCGAUAUAUAAUUCAUCCCUGGUGUUUUCAGUAGGAAAUGCUAUUUAAAAUAUACCUUAAUUAAUUCAAAAUUAAACAUGCUUGCAUUCGUCGAGAAAUUUCGUUACAAAACAUGUAUUUGGGAAAUAAUUAUUUUUCCCAGAUAGCGUGAUAUGUCACGAAAUCCACAUACUCUACUACGUGAUAAAAUACCAUGGCAAGCGUGUCACCGCUUAUUUCAAUUUAUAACAUGCAUGUUAAAUAGAUAAACUGUUCAUUCUCUUAUCUAUAAGUAUGUUAAAGUAAAUAAAUCACUGAUUAUAACUUACUUGCAUAUGAAUGUAUUUAUCUAAAUGAUUUAUCUAUACAAUGGACUGAUGUUGAAUGGUGUAUCACGAUUUUAAGGAUUUUCCGGAAUAUAUAUUAAUAUAUAUCUGUUUGUUUAACUGCUUAUGGGAUGAAUGGUGAAUAAAUAAGGUUGAACCUAUUUUUAACCCGCUUUAUAGAACGUAUAUAUAUGAGGUUAAUAAAAACUUCACAUGUUGAUAUUAUCCUAACAAUACUAAUGCUGUAUUAUAAUAUAAGCGUUAUGAAAUGAAAGUUCAUAUUUCUGAGUACAAUCUGAAUUACAAUUGCUAAUGUGUAUAAUUAUCAGUAUAUUUAGGAUCUUCUGCUAAGUUUAAAUCUAAACCUGAGCUUAUAGGAUAAUGACAAAUAAUCUAUGAAUUGCUGGCCGUUGAGUUCAAACCCCGUCAAGGGCAAGCCGUAUUUUCCGUGAGCAAGAAACUUUAAACUUAAUUCUCAGUACUGGUUGGAUCAAUAAACGGAUUCGAGAGAGAAAGUUGGUAGCUUGCUACAUAAUCGACCUUAAAUAAAUUUCUGUAUGAACUAAAGAUAAUUAAAAAUGUAAAUUAAACAUUCUAUUAACAUGCAAUUUUGAAACAAUGAUAGAUGCUAUUUUAUAUGAUUAUAAUAAUUGUUAAAUAUUAUAUAGUAUCCUAGUUGAAAAGUGUUUACGACCGACGGAAAAAGUUUGCACCAAAACAAAUGUCUGUUUGUUGAUUGUUUUUGUUUUAUAUUUAAUUUAUUAAUUGUUUUUGCUGUGUUUUUGCUUCAUAUGUCCACGUGCCGUGUUUAUCUACAAUUCAUGAAGCUUUAGAAAGUGCUACAUUACAUAAAAAAUGCAUUUUACAUUGUGUAAGAUUAAAAACUCGUGCACAAUAUUGUUAAAAGAUUAACAUACAGACUUAUUUGUUUGAUCAAUGCAAAAGUUUACAUACCCAUUGUUAUGGUAUUAAUUUAUUCUACUGUUUAAUUAAAUGACUAUUUCAUUAUUUUGUUAUACGAAGACGAGCAUUAUGUACUAGUUAGUACCUUCCGACAUCUAUAUGUAUAUAUAUAUUAUUUUCAUAUAAAUGUAUGUCGACAGUCAUAUUUGAAUGAAAGAACGCCGAACAAUUUUCAUCGUUAAAUGAACUUACAACUAAGUAAAAUAUAGUACUUAGAGUAUAACGCUUAUCUCCCCUGUUGGGUUACUGUCAAAAUGAUAGUCACAUAC
Molecule: messenger RNA, 3940 nt
Organism: Ruditapes philippinarum (Manila clam)
Lineage: Eukaryota; Metazoa; Mollusca; Bivalvia; Venerida; Veneridae
Exons: 3
Coding region: 271-1191 (306 amino acids)
Source: RefSeq, a predicted model, not a curated record